Messenger RNA from Nelumbo nucifera (sacred lotus), 1724 nucleotides. Its product is annotated as AUGMIN subunit 4-like. Gene Ontology annotation, molecular function: microtubule minus-end binding. Gene Ontology annotation, biological process: spindle assembly. NCBI's taxonomy places the organism in Eukaryota, Viridiplantae, Streptophyta, Magnoliopsida, Proteales, Nelumbonaceae. The record is from RefSeq and is a predicted model, not a curated record. Gene Ontology annotation, cellular component: HAUS complex.
AUACAAGCAGUAUUUCUCUUGUUUGCAAGAUUUUAGGCGAAGGCCAGGCCAAUUCCGUCGGGCGGUCGGGGGAAGCCGAGAAUAUGGCGAAAGGAUUACAAGUGCAGGGGCUUCCUGCGGAUGUGACACAGCUGAUCGAACAGUUGGAACGACAUUGUCUGGCUCCUGAUGGAUCCAUGGUCUCUAAAUCUGCGUAUUACGAUCUCCAACUAGCCAGAGAGGAAUUGUCGAGAGAGAGAUUGCGUUAUUUGGAAGCCAUGGCAAUCUACUGUGAGGCGAUUGCAAUGGUGGAAGAGUAUCAACAGGCAGUUUCUGUGGCGAACCUUGGAGGAAUCCGAGACGUUCAUGGUCUGUACCCCCAGCUUGGCUUGAAGAGCUCGCCUCAGGUUUAUGAGUCUCUAGAGCAUCGGCUUGUCAUUGCAGAGGCAGCUCAAAGAUUGAGGCUUCCUCUUCUUUCCAAGGACGGUGAAAUUCAUGAGGAAGAAAUUGACAAGUUGAGUAUAAUGUCAAGGAGCUCUCUAGAUAGUACAAGUACCAGUGUCACAAUCAGCUCAAGUCCAAAUUCAGCAAAUUAUACAACUGGUCUAGCCAACAGCACUGCAAGUGUGACAAAUAAUGCACUUGCUCUGAGUUCUACUGAUGCAGCAGAACCUGGAGUUGGUGGAGUUCCAAAUCGCUUUCUUGGAAUUACUCCUGCUUAUCUAUGGCAAAUACAGCUACAACAAACCCCUUUUACUGUGGACAUGGGUGAAUAUCGAAUUUCACUUGCCUGUGAGAUUGAGGGUCGCUUGAAAGUAAAAUGUGACAAGUUAACUGAGGCUUUUGUAAUGAAUGACAUUGACUCAUCAUCCAGUAGCCAAAUUUCAAGUGCUCGUCUUCCAGAAAGAGUAAAGUUAAUUAUUGAGGAAAUUGAAAGGGAAGAGGCUGCUCUGAGAGAAGAUCUCUAUUCAGCAGAUAGGAAGUUUGCUGAAUACUACAAUGUCCUGGAACAGAUACUUGCAGUGCUUAUUAAGCUUGUCAAAGAUUUGAAGCUGCAACACCAACAUCAAUAUGAUGAACUAAGAAAAACAAGGCUUUGCAAAAUGUGUGAGACAAUGAAUGCGAAAUUGAGGGCUCUGGAGCAUCUUAUCCUGCGGGAUACUUAUACUCAAGAUUCAAUACCAGCCCUCCAUAAGAUUAGGAAAUAUCUUCUAGAGGCUACAAAAGAAGCUUCCAUUGCAUACAGUAAAGUGGUUACCCGCCUUCGUGAAUAUCAGGGUGUUGAUCCUCACUUUGAUACUAUUGCGAGGCAGUACCAUGAUAUUGUAAAGAAAUUGGAAGGUAUGCAAUGGGCAAUUCACCAAGUUGAAAUGGACCUGAAACGCUCGCUGGAGCACCAGAGCACAUGAAUACUUGCCCCAUCAACUUAGAUCCUCGAUUCUCCACCAAGAAAAGUAUUAAAGAUUGAUUAAAUUACUCCUUAUGGAUCUAGAAUAUUUUAACUGUUAGCCUAUACAUUUUGUAUACCGUUUGUGUAAUACGAAUUACUUUAGUGGUAUUUCAUCUAAGGAUUCCUCUAAAAAGAAUUUAUUUUCCUAAACGUUUUUUGUCUUUUCAUGUAGGAUUUAUGGUGUGACAUACACUGAUACAAGGUUACUUAUCCAAUUACUGUUUAAGCUGUUUACUGAAAAAAAGUGUAUAAGCUAGCAGCACGAUAAAUAAAUCCAGCCUCGUUACUUCUCUUC